AUGACCGCCCGAAAGUUGCACUGCGUGUGGCCGGUGCCGGCUGACAUCGACAUUGCCCAGAGUGUCGAUGCCCAGCCUAUCACGAGCAUCGCCGAGGCCGCGGGUAUACUUCUUUCGGAGCUGAGCCCGUACGGCAGCACCCGUGCCAAGGUUAAGUUGAGCGUCCUGAAGCGUUUGGAGGGCAGUCCAUAUGGCAAGUACGUCGUGGUGGCGGGCAUGAGCCCCACCCCGUUGGGGGAAGGGAAGAGCACCACGACGAUCGGCGUCGCUCAGGCUCUCGGUGCUCAUCUAAAACGACGCUGCUUUGCGUGCAUUCGCCAACCGUCUCAAGGACCGACCUUCGGCAUCAAGGGCGGUGCCGCGGGCGGCGGCUACAGCCAGGUGAUUCCGAUGGAGGAUUUUAACCUCCACGGCACCGGCGACAUACACGCUAUCACCGCAGCGAACAACCUCCUUGCCGCGGCACUUGACACCCGCAUCUUCCACGAGCGGACGCAGGACGACGCCGCGCUUUACCGCCGUCUCACCGACGAGCUGAAAACAUUCACACCGAUUAUGCAGAAGCGGCUCGACAAACUCGGCAUCCACAAAACGGACCCCAUGGCGCUGACGGAGGCGGAGCGCGUCUGCUUUGCGCGCCUGGACGUCGACCCUGACACUAUUUCGUGGCGCCGCGUCACCGACGUCAACGACCGCCUCCUGCGCGACAUCGAGAUCGGGAUGGGCAAGGCGGAGAAGGGUAUUAGCCGGCGCACUGGCUUCGACAUUUCGGUCGCGUCCGAGGUGAUGGCUAUUCUGGCGCUCGUGGACGAUUUGGCCGACAUGCGCCAGCGCCUGGGAGCGAUCCAGGUGGCCAAAAGCAAGGCGGGCGCGUCGGUGACGGCUGAGGAUGUGGGCUGUGCCGGGGCCAUGACGGUGCUCAUGAAGGAUGCGGUUGAGCCGACGCUGAUGCAGACGCUGGAGGGCACCCCCGUGCUGGUGCAUGCCGGCCCCUUCGGCAAUAUUGCGCACGGUAACAGCAGCGUCAUCGCCGACCGCAUCGCCCUCAAGCUGGCCGGUGCGGACGGCUUUGUGCUGACGGAGGCCGGCUUCGGGGCGGACAUGGGUUGUGAGAAGUUCUUUAACAUCAAGUGCCGCACGAGCGGGCUGAAGCCGGAUGCGGCGGUGCUCGUGGCGACGGUGCGCGCACUGAAGUUCCACGGCGGUGUGGAGCCAAAGGAUGCUGCCAAGGAGAACGCGGAUGCCUUGCGUGCCGGCAUGAGCAACCUUAUUCGGCAUAUUCAGAACAUUCGCAAGUUUGGGGUGCCAGUGGUGGUGGCACUGAACCGGUUUAGCACCGACACGGAGGCGGAGCUGGCGUUGGUGACGGAGCUGGCGACGCAGGAGGGUGGCGCGGCGGAUGUUGUGGUCACAGAGCACUGGUCCAAGGGCGGCGCCGGGGCCGUCGAUCUUGCCCAGGCGCUGAUCCGCGUCACGGAGACGACACCGUCAAACUUCCAGCUGCUUUACCCAAGCAACGCGUCGCUCAAGGAGAAGAUCGAGACGGUGUGCCGCGAGAUUUACGGCGCCGCCGGUGUGGAGUACCUCAACGACGUAGAGGAGAAGCUGGCGGACUUCGAGAAGAUGGGCUACGGCGACUUUCCUGUAUGCAUGGCAAAGACGCAGUACAGCUUCUCGCACAACCCCGAGCUGCGCGGGGCGCCGACCGGCUUUACUGUCCCCAUCCGCGACGUCCGCGUUAACUGCGGCGCGAGGUUUGUGUUUCCUCUGCUGGGCGACAUCUCCACGAUGCCUGGUCUGCCGACCCGACCGGCGUACUACAAUAUCGAUAUCGACUGCGAGACGGGAAGGAUUGUGGGUCUUUCGUAA
Messenger RNA from Leishmania mexicana MHOM/GT/2001/U1103, 1869 nucleotides. RefSeq names its product C-1-tetrahydrofolate synthase, cytoplasmic,putative. The record is from RefSeq and is a predicted model, not a curated record. The transcript has a single exon. The coding region runs from base 1 to 1869 and encodes 622 amino acids. Gene Ontology annotation, molecular function: formate-tetrahydrofolate ligase activity; ATP binding. NCBI's taxonomy places the organism in Eukaryota, Euglenozoa, Kinetoplastea, Trypanosomatida, Trypanosomatidae.